This is a messenger RNA of Mesorhabditis spiculigera, 534 nucleotides long. Lineage: Eukaryota; Metazoa; Nematoda; Chromadorea; Rhabditida; Rhabditidae. The record is from the annotation of a GenBank genome assembly.
AUGAGACUCAGGGAGAUCGAACUGAUCGACGUGCUGUGGCGCAGUGACCUAAGCGGCGUCUCCGAGAAGCGCCAAGUAUUGGAGCGCCAAGAGGAGUCCGACCUCGCCGCCCUCACCCACAAGAGCAUCACCCAGCGCCUCUCGGCUGAGGAGACGGCCCGAUACGAGGAGCUGAGCAAGAGCUACUUUGAGGACUUUUACGCCGGUGCUGCUUCGACCGCUGAUUGCUUGUCGUCGCUGGAGCAAGAGAAGUGCUACACCGACAGCUCCCUGCCCUCGUGCUCAAAUCCGGUCUCUCCGCUCCCGAAAGAGCUACCGACUCCGACAGACGUAAUGACCGACGUGAUGCCAAGGCCAAGGGACUUCUCCUGCGAGCUGCCAUGCCCGCCCGCACUCGUCGGAGCCUCCGCCAUCCCCUCGGCCGCCUAUAACAGCUCCCACUUCUGGCACAACCACACCGAGGACCCUUCCCGGAUAUCUCCGAACCGAGGGGUUGAACAACCUGACGAUGGCCGUCCAGCAGAUGUGCCACAA